AUGUCAAGUACGAUAUUUGUGACAUCCUUUAAGAAUUCGUAUUGUUUUUGUUCAUGAAUAUUGAUAUUCAUAGUAUUGUUAAUUAAGGGAUACAUUUUUCUAUGGAUUUUUUAUUUUUACAAACCAAUACUAAACUGUAUGUGACAAGUUUAAAUGGAUAUACCUUGGGCUAGAUUCUAUCUGAUCCGUGCUAACUGAAAUCCGAAUAGCGAUUGUUUUGAUGGUGUCGGAGGUGGAACUGCGAUAGAGCGGCCAAAUCCACAAGUGGGCCCCCCUAAAGCGGACAUUGCCAUUGGCUGCACGGAAUUGCAUCAACAGAAAAAUCCCCAUGCAGCCUUGUUCGAAACACUGGAAUGUGAGAUGUAAACUACACCUAGAUAAGGCUGAUGGAGAUCCUCAUUAUAAUGAUUUUCAAUUUGAGAUUCAUUUCUAUAUAUAUAUAUAUAUAGACUACAUUUUCUCCUUCUGAACAUCUAAACCGCGAGUGGGAUGGGGUGUGGCUUCGUGACAAUGAUCAAGAGCAGCUGCUCACCGAUUUGACUGCUCCAACGCAGUUACACCGCCGAAACACCAGCUAUAUGCGUGUGUCGGCUAUUGCUGGUUAACAGCUGAUUUGAUUGAAGCUCUUAUCUUUCGCUAUUAUUUACCACUUCCCCAUACAGGCUCUCACAGACAUCAGUACAUUAUGUAUUUGCACCAGGUACCUUGUACAAAGCAACUUUGCACACUAUUUAUCCGUCAAAUUUUUUAUACUGAAAAGAUCACAAAAAUGUUUCCUAUUGUAGAAUGUUUGCUUAAAAAAAAUAAAAAUAAUGUAACAUGUUUUUUUUUCUUAUGUUUUAUUUGAUCUUAGUUCCCUCGAAUUAUUAACUGCUUUAUAUUUAUAUUCACCAAGACCGGUAUGAUAUUUAUUUACUUUUGAGUUAUUUUGGGCAUAUCACUGAAGUGUCAAAGUGUCCUGAGAGACUAAUGUGGACGUUUUUUAAAAAACUGUCAUAGAGCCUCGCCUGGUUUGUACUUGUCUUGUUAAUAUUAAAUCUAAUAAAUUAUGUAACACCCGUAGAAUAUAGAUGUGUCAUUUUUUUCAUUACUGUUGGAAUAUAAUUUCAUUUUUUGUCGCAUGUUAUAACAUCUCAGAAUCCUUCUAGGGGUACAUCUCAAUAGUGUGGUCUAAAAUCCUUCUAGGGGUACAUCUCAAUAGUGUGGUCUAAUAUCCUUCUAGGGGUACAUCUCAAUAGUGUGGUCUAAUAUCCUUCUAGGGGUACAUCUCAAUAGUGUGGUCUAAAAUCCUUCUAGGGGUACAUCUCAAUAGUGUAGUCUAAAAUCCUUCUGGGGUACAUCUCAAUAGUGUGGUCUAAAAUCCUUCUAGGGGUACAUCUCAAUAGUGUGGCCUAAAAUCCUUCUAGGGGUACAUCUCAAUAGUGAAGUAUAAUAUCCUUCUAGGGGUACAUCAAUAAUGUCGUUUAAUAUCCUUCUAGCAGGUAGAGUAUAAUAUUAUUAAUAUUAUACCAUUUAGCAGACGCUUUUAUCCAAAGCGACUUAGUCAUGUGUGCAUAAAUUUUUACGUAUGGGUGGUCCCGGGGAUCGAACCCACUACCCUGGCGUUACAAGCGCCAUGCUCUACCAAUUGAGCUACAGAGGACCCAGUCAAAAGUUUGGACACACCUACUCAUUCCAGGGUUUUUAUUAAUUGUUUUACAUUGUAGAAUAAUAGUGAAGACAUCAAAACUAUGCAAUAACACAUAUCCACAAUCACCCGACCUCAACCCAAUUGAGAUGGUUUGGGAUGACUCGGACCGCAGAGUGAAGGAAAAGCAGCCAACAAGUGCUCAGCAUAUGUGGGAACUCCUUCAAGACUGUUGGAAAAGCAUUCCAGGUGAAGCUGGUUGAGAGAAUGCCAAGAGUGUGCAAAGCUGUCAUCACGGCAAAGGGUGGCUGCUUUGAAGAAUCUCAGAUAUAAAAUAUAUUUUGAUUGUUUAACACUUUUUUGGUUACUACAUGAUUCCAUAUGUGUUAUUUCAUAGUUUUGAUGUCUUCACUAUUAUUCUACAAUGUAAAAAAUAGUACAAAUAAAGGAAAAACCCUUGAAUGAGUAGGUGUGGCCAAACUUUUGACUGCUACUGUAUAUCUCCACUAAUUUAUGAUUUUAACAAAAAUAUCUUCCCCACGUAGAUCAAGAGACUGUAUUUCAACCAUAAACACAGAAAGAAACCACGUCGCGCCACAAUACCAGUAUUCAGUCGUCUAUUAUCAGGGAAAAUCUUUACAAAAUAUAAACAUUUCUGCCAUUCUCUGGUCCAUCAGUCAGAAGUGCUUAACUGUAGUUAGACUAGAAAGGUGCGGUCUCUCCGGUGAGCAGUUGAAAGAAACAGCAUCUUUAUCCUACAAGGUACAUAUUUACAUGUCACACAGAUUUACUGGGCCAUCACUCCACACACACACACACACACACACACACACACACACACACACACACACACACACACACACACGCACACACACACAGUUAUCAUUCAGACAUACAGACCUUCCAAACCCACAGCGCUAAUAUGAUAUAGGGAUAGUAGAUAGUAGAUACUAUUGUGUCCCAAAGGGCAACCUAUUCCCUACAUAGUGCACUACUUUAGUUGUCUCAUAGUCAUAGGUCAAGGGUCAGAGGUUAGGGGUCACUUCCUGGCUUUGCCCUUGCCUUUGCCCUUUCCCUUCCCAGAAUCCCCGGCUGUUGCCUUCUCCUUUUUGGGCUCCUUGGAGGGUUUGGCCUUCUUCUGCUGUGGAGGGGAGAGGAGAGGGGCGGGAGAAACAGGGAGGAGGGGGGAGGGAGAAACAGGGGGAGGGAGGUACAGGGGGGAGGGGGAAACAGGGGGGAGGGAGAAGGGAGAAACAGGAGGGAGGGGGGGAGAGAGAAACAGGGGGGAGGGGGGAGAGAGAAACAGGGGGGAGGGGGGAGAGAGAAACAGGGGGGAGGGGGAGGGAGAAACAGGAGGGAGGGGGGAGAGAGAAACAGGAGGGGGGGGGGGAAGACGGAGAGGAAGAGGAAGAGAGAAAAAUAAAGUGAUUAUCUGAUUCAGAUUCACCAGUGUGUUAUACAUCACCAGUGUGUUAUACAGUGGGGAAAAAAGUAUUUAGUCAGCCACCAAUUGAGCAAGUUCUCCCACUUAAAAAGAUGAGAGAGGCCUGUAAUUUUCAUCAUAGGUACACGUCAACUAUGACAGACAAAUUGAGAGAAAAAAAAUCCUGAAAAUCACAUUGUAGGAUUUUUAAUGAAUUUAUUUGCAAAUUAUGGUGGAAAAUAAGUAUUUGGUCACCUACAAACAAGCAAGAUUUCUGGCUCUCACAGACCUGUAACUUCUUCUUUAAGAGGCUCCUCUGUCCUCCACUCGUUACCCGUAUUAAUGGCCCCUGUUUGAACUUGUUAUCAGUAUAAAAGACACCUGUCCACAACCUCAAACAGUCACACUCCAAACUCCACUAUGGCCAAGACCAAAGAGCUGUCAAAGGACACCAGAAACAAAAUUGUAGACCUGCACCAGGCUGGGAAGACUGAAUCUGCAAUAGGUAAGCAGCUUGGUUUGAAGAAAUCAACUGUGGGAGCAAUUAUUAGGAAAUGGAAGACAUACAAGACCACUGAUAAUCUCCCUCGAUCUGGGGCUCCACGCAAGAUCUCACCCCCGUGGGGUCAAAAUGAUCACAAGAACGGUGAGCAAAAAUCCCAGAACCACACGGGGGGACCUAGUGAAUGACCUGCAGAGAGCUGGGACCAAAGUAACAAAGCCUACCAUCAGUAACACACUACGCCGCCAGGGACUCAAAUCCUGCAGUGCCAGACGUGUCCCCCUGCUUAAGCCAGUACAUGUCCAGGCCCGUCUGAAGUUUGCUAGAGUGCAUUUGGAUGAUCCAGAAGAGGAUUGGGAGAAUGUCAUAUGGUCAGAUGAAACCAAAAUAGAACUUUUUGGUAAAAACUCAACUCGUCGUGUUUGGAGGACAAAGAAUGCUGAGUUGCACCCAAAGAACACCAUACCUACUGUGAAGCAUGGGGGUGGAAACAUCAUGCUUUGGGGCUGUUUUUCUGCAAAGUGAACAGGACGACUGAUCCGUGUAAAGGAAAGAAUGAAUGGGGCCAUGUAUCGUGAGAUUUUGAGUGAAAACCUCCUUCCAUCAGCAAGGGCAUUGAAGAUGAAACGUGGCUGGGUCUUUCAGCAUGACAAUGAUCCCAAACACACCGCCCGGGCAACGAAGGAGUGGCUUCGUAAGAAGCAUUUCAAGGUCCUGGAGUGGCCUAGCCAGUCUCCAGAUCUCAACCCCAUAGAAAAUCUUUGGAGGGAGUUGAAAGUCCGUGUUGCCCAGCGACAGCCCCAAAACAUCACUGCUCUAGAGGAGAUCUGCAUGGAGGAAUGGGCCAAAAUACCAGCAACAGUGUGUGAAAACCUUGUGAAGACUUACAGAAAACGUUUGACCUGUGUCAUUGCCAACAAAGGGUAUAUAACAAAGUAUUGACCAAAUACUUAUUUUCCACCAUAAUUUGCAAAUAAAUUCAUUAAAAUCUUUUUUUCUCAACUUGUCUGUCAUAGUUGACGUGUACCUAUGAUGAAAAUUACAGGCCUCUCUCAUCUUUUUAAGUGGGAGAACUUGCACAAUUGGUGGCUGACUAAAUACGUUUUUCCCCCACUGUACAUCACCAGUGUGUUCUACAUCACCAGUGUGUUCUACAUCACCAGUGUGUUCUACAUCACCAGUGUGUUCUACAUCACCAGUGUGUUCUACAUCACCAGUGUGUUCUACAUCACCAGUGUGUUCUACAUCACCAGGGUGUUCUACAUCACCAGGGUGUUCUACAUCACCAGUGUGUUAUACAUCACCAGUGUGUUCUACAUCACCAGUGUGUUCUACAUCACCAGUGUGUUCUACAUCACCAGUGUGUUAUACAUCACCAGUGUGUUAUACAUCACCAGGGUGUUCUACAUCACCCGUGUGUUAUACAUCACCAGUGUGUUAUACAUCACCAGUGUGUUCUACAUCACCAGGGUGUUCUACAUCACCAGUGUGUUAUACAUCACCAGUGUGUUCUACAUCACCAGGGUGUUAUACAUCACCAGUGUGUUCUACAUCACCAGUGUUAUACAUCACCAGUGUGUUAUACAUCACCAGUGUGUUCUACAUCACCAGGGUGUUCUACAUCACCAGUGUGUUAUACAUCACCAGUGUGUUAUACAUCACCAGUGUGUUCUACAUCACCAGUGUGUUCUACAUCACCAGUGUGUUCUACAUCACCCGUGUGUUCUACAUCACCCGUGUGUUAUACAUCACCAGUGUGUUAUACAUCACCAGUGUGUUCUACAUCACCAGGGUGUUCUACAUCACCAGUGUGUUCUACAUCACCAGUGUGUUCUACAUCACCAGUGUGUUCUACAUCACCAGUGUGUUCUACAUCACCAGUGUGUUCUACAUCACCAGUGUGUUCUACAUCACCAGUGUGUUCUACAUCACCAGUGUGUUCUACAUCACCAGUGUGUUCUACAUCACCAGUGUGUUCUACAUCACCAGUGUGUUCUACAUCACCAGUGUGUUCUACAUCACCAGUGUUAUACAUCACCAGUGUGUUAUACAUCACCAGUGUGUUAUACAUCACCAGUGUGUUCUACAUCACCAGUGUGUUCUACAUCACCAGUGUGUUCUACAUCACCAGGGUGUUCUACAUCACCAGUGUGUUCUACAUCACCAGUGUGUUCUACAUCACCAGUGUGUUCUACAUCACCAGUGUGUUCUACAUCACCAGUGUGUUCUACAUCACCAGGGUGUUCUACAUCACCCGUGUGUUAUACAUCACCAGUGUGUUAUACAUCACCAGGGUGUUAUACAUCACCAGUGUUAUACAUCACCAGUGUGUUCUACAUCACCAGUGUGUUCUACAUCACCAGUGUGUUCUACAUCACCAGUGUGUUCUACAUCACCAGUGUGUUCUACAUCACCAGUGUGUUCUACAUCACCAGGGUGUUCUACAUCACCAGGGUGUUCUACAUCACCAGUGUGUUAUACAUCACCAGUGUGUUCUACAUCACCAGGGUGUUCUACAUCACCAGUGUUAUACAUCACCAGUGUGUUCUACAUCACCAGUGUGUUCUACAUCACCAGUGUGUUCUACAUCACCAGUGUGUUCUACAUCACCAGUGUGUUCUACAUCACCCGUGUGUUAUACAUCACCAGUGUGUUAUACAUCACCAGUGUGUUCUACAUCACCAGUGUGUUAUACAUCACCAGUGUGUUAUACAUCACCAGGGUGUUCUACAUCACCAGUGUGUUCUACAUCACCAGUGUGUUCUACAUCACCAGUGUGUUCUACAUCACCAGUGUGUUCUACAUCACCCGUGUGUUAUACAUCACCCGUGUGUUAUACAUCACCAGUGUGUUCUACAUCACCAGGGUGUUCUACAUCACCAGUGUGUUCUACAUCACCAGUGUGUUCUACAUCACCAGUGUGUUCUACAUCACCAGUGUGUUCUACAUCACCAGUGUGUUCUACAUCACCAGGGUGUUCUACAUCACCAGUGUGUUCUACAUCACCAGGGUGUUCUACAUCACCAGUGUGUUCUACAUCACCAGUGUGUUCUACAUCACCAGUGUGUUCUACAUCACCAGUGUGUUCUACAUCACCAGUGCGUUCUACAUCACCAGGGUGUUCUACAUCACCAGUGUGUUCUACAUCACCAGUGUGUUCUACAUCACCAGUGUGUUCUACAUCACCAGUGGGAUAUACAUCACCAGGGUGUUAUACAUCACCAGUGUGUUCUACAUCACCAGUGUGUUCUACAUCACCAGGGUGUUCUACAUCACCAGUGUGUUCUACAUCACCAGUGUGUUCUACAUCACCAGGGUGUUAUACAUCACCAGUGUGUUCUACAUCACCAGUGUCUUCUACAUCACCAGUGUGUUCUACAUCACCAGUGUGUUCUACAUCACCAGGGUGUUAUACAUCACCAGUGGGAUAUACAUCACCAGGGUGUUAUACAUCACCAGUGUGUUCUACAUCACCAGGGUGUUCUACAUCACCAGUGUGUUCUACAUCACCAGUGUGUUCUACAUCACCAGUGUGUUCUACAUCACCAGGGUGUUCUACAUCACCAGUGUGUUCUACAUCACCAGUGGGAUAUACAUCACCAGUGUGUUCUACAUCACCAGUGUGUUCUACAUCACCAGUGUGUUCUACAUCACCAGUGUGUUCUACAUCACCAGUGUGUUCUACAUCACCAGGGUGUUCUACAUCACCAGGAUGUAGGGUGUUCUACAUCACCAGUGUGUUCUACAUCACCAGUGUGUUCUACAUCACCAGGGUGUUCUACAUCACCAGUGUGUUCUACAUCACCAGGGUGUUCUACAUCACCAGUGUGUUCUACAUCACCAGUGUGUUAUACAUCACCAGUGUGUUAUACAUCACCAGUGUGUUCUACAUCACCAGUGUGUUCUACAUCACCAGUGUGUUAUACAUCACCAGUGUGUUCUACAUCACCAGUGGGAUAUACAUCACCAGGGUGUUCUACAUCACCAGUGUUAUACAUCACCAGUGUGUUAUACAUCACCAGUGUGUUCUACAUCACCAGUGUGUUCUACAUCACCAGUGUGUUCUACAUCACCAGGGUGUUCUACAUCACCAGUGUGUUCUACAUCACCAGUGUGUUAUACAUCACCAGUGUGUUAUACAUCACCAGUUCUAUAUUCAGGUCAAGGAAUGGAUUGUUCAUCUUUCAGAACGAGCAUGUGUGUGCAUAAAAGUGUGUGUGUGUGUGUGUGUGUGUGUUGUGUUGUGUGUGUAUAUCUACAGGUAACUGCCAAAAUAAAGGAAACCCCAACAUGAAGUGUCUUAACAGGGCGUUGGGCCUCCACGAGCCAGAACAGCUUCAAUGCGCCUUGGCAUAGAUUCUACAAGGGUCUGUGCCACUCCAGAAUCUCCCACCAUUCAGGGACCGCUCAUUCCCUGUGGAUGGGUGCAUUCCCCCUCGUACGGCCCAGUACAUCACUGGGGCCGAGCUUCCUGCCAUCCAGGACCUCUAUACCAGUACAUCACUGGGGCCGAGCUUCCUGCCAUCCAGGACCUCUAUACCAGGCGGUGUCAGAGGAAGCCCCUACAAACGGUCAAAGACUCCAGCCACCCUGGUCAUAGACUGUUCUCUCUGCUACCGCACGGCAAGCGGUACCAGAGCGCCAAGUCUAGGUCCAAGAGGCUUCUUAACAGCUUCUACCCCCAAGCCAUAAGACUCAAGAACAUCUAAUCAAAUGGCUACCCGGAUUAUUUGCAUUGUCCACCCCCCCACCCCUCUUUUACGCUGCUGCUACUCUCUGUUUAUUUUCUAUGCAUAGUCACUUUAAUAACUCUACCUACAUGUACAUAUUACCCCAAUUACCUCGACUAACCGGUGCCCCCGCACAUUGACUCGGUACCGGUACCCCCCUGUAUAUAGCCUCAUUAUUACCUGGACUAACCGGUGCCCCCGCACAUUGACUCGGUACCGGUACCCCCUGUAUAUAGCCUUAUUAUUACCUCGACUAACCGGUGCCCCCGCACAUUGACUCUGUACCGGUACCCCCUGUAUAUAGCCUCCCUACUGUUAUUACACAUUGACUCUGUACCGGUACCCCCCUGUAUAUAGCCUCCCUACUGUUAUUUCCCAUUGACUCUGUACCGGUACCCCCCUGUAUAUAGCCUCCCUACUGUUAUUUCCCAUUGACUCUGUACCGGUACCCCCCUGUAUAUAGCCUCCCUACUGUUAUUUCCCAUUGACUCGUACCGGUACCCUCCCUGUAUAUAGCCUCCCUACUGUUAUUGUUUCCCAUUGACUCUGACCGGUACCCCCCUGUUAUAUAGCCUCCCUACUGUUAUUUCCCAUUGACUCUGUACCGGUACCCCCCUGUAUAUAGCCUCCCUACUGUUAUUUUACUGCUGCUCUUUAAUUAUUUGUUACUUUUAUUUAGUAUUAUUUUAUAUUGUAUUGUUUUGGUAUUCUUUCUUAAAACUGCAUUGUUGGUUAAGGGGCUUGUCAGUAAGCAUUUCACUGUAAGGUCUACUACACCUGUUGUAUUCGGCGCACGUGACAAAUACAAUUUGAUUUGAUUUUGAUUUGACAUCCUGGAAGAGACCACUCCAAUCAGGAUAGAAAUGAUUCACCAGAGGUCGAAGGUGAUCCCUCAGAAUGUCUGUGUGUUUACUGGCGUUUCCCCAUGUCCUCUAAGGGGCUGAGUGGACCCAAACCAUGCCAGGAAACUGCACCCCACACCACAGAGCUGCCAGAACCCUUUACUCAAGUGUUUCCUUUAUUUUGAAAGUUAUCUGUAUAUAUAAGUGUGUGUGUGUGUGUGUGUGUGGUGUGUGUGUGUGUGUGUGUGUGUGUGCAGUGGUACAGUACAUUUCGACACUAGAAUGAAUGUUUCUGACUCAUAUCGAUGCCACAUUGGCCGUUUAAAACAAGAGAAGUUGGUUCUAAAGGGGCAGCUGACCUUUAAAUAAUUCCCAAUUUCUUCUAAAAAUAAGUUGGGAAAAAAUAAAAAUGUAAGAGAAGUGGGGGGUAUAUAUAUAUAUACACUGUCUAGAAGUGUGUUCCUCCUUACUUUGAUCAUGGCGUCAGCUGCAACACCUUCCUCCUCCUCCUCUUCCUCAGGCUGUUCCUCUCGCCCCUCUCCUCCCAGCUCCGCCUCCGCUCCCCCGCCACGACGGCCCUUCUUGAUUGGUUGGAGGGAGUAGGGUGUCAGGUGGGUCUCACGGUUAUAGGCCCUCGUGAACGCUGACUUCACCUGGGCACAGAUUAGAUUAAUACCAUUAUUACAAUCACAGAUUGGGAUUAUUAUUAUAAUAGGGCUCUGGUCUAGUUUAUCAUAGGGGUCAGGUCAGGUCAGGCUGCCCACCCUCGCCCCCACCCCUAAUCCCGUCUCCUCUGACCUUGGGGUCUAGUUUAGCAUAGGGGUCAGCCCCCCCACCCCUCCCCCCGUCUCCUCUGACCUUGGGGUCUAGUUUAGCAUAGGGGUCAGCCCCCCCCACCCCUCCCCCCGUCUCCUCUGACCUUGGGGUCUAGUUUAGCAUAGGGGUCAGCCCCCCCACCCCUCCCCCUGUCUCCUCUGACCUUGGGGUCUAGUUUAGCAUAGGGGUCAGCCCCCCCCACCUCUGACCUUGGGGUCUAGUUUAGCAUAGGGGUCAGCCCCCCACCCCUCCCCCCGUCGCCUCUGACCUUGGGGUCUAGUUUAGCAUAGGGGUCAGCCCCCCACCCCUCCCCCCGUCGCCUCUGACCUUGGGGUCUAGUUUAGCAUAGGGGUCAGCCCCCCCACCCCUCCCCCCUGUCUCCUCUGACCUUGGGGUCUAGUUUAGCAUAGGGGUCAGCCCCCCCCACCCCUCCCCCCGUCUCCUCUGACCUUGGGGUCUAGUUUAGCAUAGGGGUCAGCCCCCCCCACCCCUCCCCCCCAUCCCCUCUGACCUUGGGGUCUAGUUUAGCAUAGGGGUCAGGCUGCCCCCCCCAGAGGCUGAUCUCCAUGAGGCUGUCCACAUCCUCUCUGACCAGGUGGUAGUCAUCUAACAGCUGGACGGCCUGACCAGCCCCCUCCGCCCCCUGCCUCUGGAGAGGACACAACAGGGCCAUGCGGAGGUAGGGCAGGUAGUCCAGGCUCACUGCCUGUCUGCUACUUAAUGUCCUGAAGGAGAUGGGAGAUGGAGGGGGGGAGAUAGAGGAGGGGGAGGAGAAGGAGGACGGGGGGAGCGAGGAGGAGGUGAAGCGGACGAGGGAGAAGGGGGAGGAGAGGAGGAGGGGGGGGGAGGGGGAGGGGGAGGGGGGGGAAGAGGAGGAGGGGGGGGAUGAGGGAGAGGGGGAGAGAGGGGGGGGAGAGAGGAGGAGGGGGAGAGAGGCGAGGGGGGAAGAGAGAGGGAGGAGGGGCGAGAGGAGGAGGGGAUCGAGGGGGGGGAAAAGAGGGGAGGGAGGGGGGGGGAAGGGGGGAGAAUAG
Molecule: messenger RNA, 10971 nt
Organism: Coregonus sp. 'balchen'
Lineage: Eukaryota; Metazoa; Chordata; Actinopteri; Salmoniformes; Salmonidae
Source: the annotation of a GenBank genome assembly